This is a messenger RNA of Acanthocheilonema viteae, 1377 nucleotides long. The record is from the annotation of a GenBank genome assembly. Lineage: Eukaryota; Metazoa; Nematoda; Chromadorea; Rhabditida; Onchocercidae.
AUGUUUUUACCAAAUAUGGAAAUUCUGGCUUGUUUAUUAACGCCAUUUGUUCUACUAAUUUUUAUUGUUUAUCCUAUAGCGCAAUCAUUGAUUUAUAAACGAAAGGUUGCGACAUAUAAAGAAAUUGAAUACAAUCCAAAAUUUGAUUCGGAACUACCACAAAAAGAAGGAUUAAUAUUCAAAGAUUCACCACCAAAAGCCAGUGAACCACUCGAUGGAUGCUUAAAUAUAGAUGAAUUUGCGGAAGUUAUGAGAGCAUUGGCAGAAUACAAAGGAAAUGAGGAAGAAUCGAUAAUUAAAACACCUGUGGAAGCGAUCACAUAUGUGAGCUAUGAAAUUCACGAAUCAUUAGGCUUUGAUUAUGCUGUGAUUACACGUAUUAAGCCAACUAAAUUUGAAAGUCUUCUAAUUCGUAUGAUUGAACAAGGGCCAGGAUUCUUUGAUAUUGAGGGAGCAGAGUUAUAUGAACUCUUAUCGGAGCUAAGUGAAAUUUUACGCACAGAAAGUUCACUUCUAGAAAUAACAGCCGAUGUUGUCAUAAUCGGCGAACUCCGUGGACGAUACUCUGACCUAUUACGUUGGUUCCAAUUAUACGGUUACCCACCAAAACGUCGAUAUCUUUUUCUUGGCGGUAUUAUUGAUGAAGAAUGUGCUGAAUCCAUUGAAACACUUACUUUUCUGGCAGCAUAUAAAGUAACAACACCAAAUCAUAUUUAUAUGAUACGUGGAGCGACGGAAUUUUUUUCUUUUGAAAUCCGAAAGCGCUUUCCGGUAAAGCUAAGCAUUGUGCUAUCAGCCUUUAUCACACGAAUCUGUUCUGAAAUGCCUAUCGCUGCAACGAUUGGCAAUACAAUUUUUGCCGUGCAUUCCGGUAUCAGUCCGCAGCUAAAAAAUCUCGAAACAAUAAAGAGAAUUGAAAGGCCACCACUGAAAUGGAACUAUGGAAUUCUAUAUGAUUUAAUACUAGGAAUGCCGACAACUGCUAUUGAAACAUUCCAAAAAAUCAAAGGUGGCCGAGGCCAUAUUUUUGGUGAGAAAGCAAUCCAGGAAUUUAUAGAACGAUUACAAAUGAAGUUGAUUAUACGUACGCAUACGCCAUAUGAGAAGGGCCAUUUUAUGUUUGCAUCUAAACAACUGCUAACCAUUUGGUCUAGCAAUUGCAACAACGUCAAACUAGCCACGAGCUUAUAUAUUGAUCCUCAGUUGCACGUCAGUGUACAUUGCAUGACACCCGUAAUUGUAAAAACCAUUUUUGGACAGUUAACAGAACCGGCAUCGGAUAUGGAAAUCGUGGAAGUAGAAGAGAGGAGCAGACGGAACGGUUUGACAAAGCUCAAAACACUUAAAGAUAUCAACGAAAAGUCUGAAAAGGAUUGA